AAAAAUACCAGAAGCAAUAAGCAUCUUCUUCUUCUUCUUCAGUUCAAUCAACCCUGAGAAUCUUGUUCGUCUUCAGCAUGUCCUCUUUACUACGAAGAUCGCUUAGGAUCACUGUCUCCUCCUUGUUUCAUUCCAAACUCGUCGGAGACUCGCAUCACGCUCUCGCUUCAUCAACCUGGUUCUGGUAUCGCCACCUAUCACAUUCCCUCCCCCACCACCAUACCAGUCACUGCUUCAAUUCAAAUGGGUCUCGCCAAGUUCCUCAGUUUCCAUCACUAGUUCGCUAUUGGGCUUCUCAACCCGCCACCACAGAACACUACUCAACCUCUGAUGGGCUCACGGUCGAUGGAAUUCUCUCCAACAAUUGGACCAUUCUGGACGAGAACGACGGCGAUUGGAGGAGUCACGCCGCCGCCUUAGCUCAGUCCAUUCACUUGAUCAAACGCCGCUUACAGUGGACAAAAUUGAAGGUUAGGUUGGAAAUGUUAUCAGCCCAGCUGAACAAGCCAGACCUUUGGGAUGAUCCUGUGCAUGCUGGCAAAAUUAGCCGUGAGCACGGUUCGCUCCUUGGGAAAAUGAAAGAGGUAAAUGCAUUGGAGCGAGAGUUGCUUGAGCAUAUUGAGAUGAUAAAGCUUGCUCGUGAUGAGAAUGAUGCAGAAUUGGAAUCGGAAUCAUUGAAAGCAUUGCUUGAUAUGAGAAGGAAUGCAAAAGAAAAGGAGUUAGAGGCAUUGUUGGCAGGGGAGCAUGAUUCUUGUUCUUGCUACAUAGAGGUACAGGGUGGGGCUGGGGGUACUGAGAGCAUGGACUGGGCUGCAAUGGUCAUGCAGAUGUAUAAGUCAUGGGCCCAGCGACGUGGAUAUAAAGUGACUGUAGUGGAUGAAAUGCCUGGUGAGAUUGCAGGAAUCAAGCGAGCUACAAUCAAAGUAGACGGUGAGUUCGCAUUUGGGUAUGCCAAAGCAGAAGUAGGAGUGCACAGGCUUGUACGCAUAUCGCCUUUUGACAGUGCUAAACGCCGACACACUUCAUUUGCUGCUGUAGCAGUGAUUCCAAUCCUUGGCGAUGGAUCUACACGUGUACAAAUUAAUGAAUCUGAUCUCCGAGUUGAACGAUUUCGUGCUGGUGGUGCUGGUGGCCAGCAUGUGAAUACAACUGAGAGUGCUGUUAGAAUAGUUCAUAUUCCUACAGGUGUUACUGCAACUUGUCAGAACGAAAGAUCACAACAUCAGAAUAAGGCUUCGGCAAUGGCUGUGCUUCAGUCAAGAUUAGACCAACUUGAGAUGGCACGUCAGACACAGAUGAAUGCACAGCAUACACAAUCUCUCACUGACAUAACUUGGGGCAGUCAGAUACGUAGUUAUGUGCUUCAUCCUUACCAAAUGGUGAAAGAUCUUAGAACUAACUAUGAGGUUUCAGAUCCCGACUCUGUUCUUGAGGGAGAUCUAGACGGUUUCAUAUUGAGCUAUUUAUCAGCUUCUUUGGAUAAAAAUGAAGGCGAUGCUUAAAUCAAUCAAAUUCCAAGAUGAUGGUGGCAGAUUGCAUGCUUUAGUGCUAAAAGGGGCAUACUCUGGCAUUUGCUGCAUGUAGGGAUGAAGUAAAAUGCUCUUCAGUUGCUAUCAUUCCUCAUCAAGUCUAUCAGAGUCCAACAAAGCAUACUACUUGCUCCCCCUUGGUGUUUUUCUGGUAAUAUAUAAAUGAAUAAUAUGCAAUUGAAUAUGGAAGCAUGAAGCUCAAAAGCUUGACUAUAGUUGGCUUGCGCUGUCGGAAUAACUUCUCAAUGACCCAUGUGCUGUCAGAACAAGUUCAUUAAGAUUCUUUUAUUUAAACAUGUAACUCCAGUAGAAGUUAUAUGAUAUUUGGAUCUUUCUUUUUCUCCUCAGAUAAAAAGAUGGAAACAAUAACUGUGGAUGGCCUGCAAAUCCUGCUCAAUGAAUUAUGAGCCGUGGAUAAAUUUUUGUAAUUUAUUUUAGAACACGACUCUUAUAUAUUUCAAGAUUCUCCUUUUGUAAAGCUCA
Molecule: messenger RNA, 2012 nt
Organism: Lotus japonicus
Lineage: Eukaryota; Viridiplantae; Streptophyta; Magnoliopsida; Fabales; Fabaceae
Product: peptide chain release factor PrfB2, chloroplastic-like
Exons: 7
Coding region: 78-1502 (474 amino acids)
Biological process (GO): translational termination
Cellular component (GO): cytoplasm
Molecular function (GO): translation release factor activity, codon specific
Source: RefSeq, a predicted model, not a curated record